This is a messenger RNA of Prosopis cineraria, 2257 nucleotides long. RefSeq lists its product as uncharacterized. Bases 95 to 1609 code for a protein of 504 amino acids. The record is from RefSeq and is a predicted model, not a curated record. The transcript is spliced from 8 exons. NCBI's taxonomy places the organism in Eukaryota, Viridiplantae, Streptophyta, Magnoliopsida, Fabales, Fabaceae.
CUUAUGCUAACAAAACUUCCCAGUUCCCACCAUGCCAUUUUGCUUCCAGGGGUGCAAUUUGAGCUUUGCUCGGUGCUUUCCGUGAGCCGCCGAUAUGCCGCCGUCUGGUGAUGGGUUAUCCGAAGCCGAUGGCUGCUGCUCAUGCUGUUCUAGUGAGUGUAAUUGUUUACUCCACGAUGGCGGUGGAUCCAGCGAUGUACAGUGUCCUAAUUCUAGAAGAUCCGGUCUUUCUCCGUCGUCCCCGAGCUCUUCGUCCUUGUUAAGUUUCGAUUCGAUUCCAUUGAAUGAUCGGGAGAAGCUGAGGAGAAUUAUUCUUGCCUCGGCCAAGGGCUUCACGAUAGGAGCUGGUCUCAAGGGAGGUCUUGCUCUGUUCUCCAUCUUAGCUCGACUGCGACGAAGAAAGACACUAAACUCCCUGAGGAAGGAUGCUGUGGUAACAAACAGAGAGGCAAUUGUUUUGGCUUUAAAGGAAACAUUGAGAUACGGCUUUUUUCUUGGAACCUUUGCAGGAACAUUUGCGUCCGUGGAUGAGAUUAUAGUUGCUCUGGGAGGUCACCGUAGGACAGCAAGGUGGAGGGCUCUAUUGGCAGGGGCGAUUGCUGGACCAUCCAUGCUUCUGACUGGCCUAGGGUCACAACAUACAAGCUUGGCCAUUUACAUACUCAUGCGUGCUGCUGUCUUGGCAUCUCGAUGUGGGAUUAAGAGCGAACGGUUUGGGGGAAUAUGUAAACCUCUUACAUGGAAGCAUGGUGACAUAUUUCUGAUGUGUCUCUCCUCUUCACAGAUAUUGUCUUCUUACAUACUAAACCAAGAGAGUUUGCCUUCUUCAUACAAGUCCUUUCUCAAUAAACAUGGUGGAAAGGAUGUUGUUAUUCUACGAGGUGUAAAAGAGUUAGCAAGUGGCCUGCCUUUUACUAAUUUGGAAGCAAUAGAGAAACACUACAGGGCAAUGGGUGCUGAUGUGCACCUUGAUCCACAAAUGAAAAUCCCCUGCUCGAUUGUUCACGGGAAUCAGUCGUGUGCUGAGCAUGUUUUUUCUUUUCUCAUCCAAGCCUACAAAAGAGCAUUACCCGUUUACCUGCCAGUUUAUCUGAUCCCUGCUCUAUUAGUUCACAGACAAGGACUUUUGAAAAGGCCCAACACAAUAUUAGCCAAAGGUCUGUUUGGCACUACAAGAUCAAGCUUGUUUCUGUCUGUGUAUUGCUCUACUGCCUGGAUGUGGACGUGCUUGCUCUUUAGGAUAUUUAAAAGAUGCAACAUCCCAAUGGUGGUCAUGGGAACGUUCCCAGCCGGGCUGGCAUUAGCCAUUGAGAAGAAAAGCAGGCGAAUAGAGAUAGCAUUGUACUGCCUAGCACGGGCUAUCGAGAGCUUCUUCACAUGCAUGGCUGAUGCCGGAUACGUGCCGCGUUCAAGAAAGAUCAAGAGAGCUGACGUGGUGGUGUUCAGCUUGUCAACAGCCAUCAUAAUGCAUUGCUAUGCACAAGAAAGGGAAGUGUUUAGGUCCAAAUAUUUAAACGUCCUUGAUUGGGUGUUUGGUGUGCCUCCUCCUCCAGGGGAAAGUCCCCGCUGCACGGACUACAGAAAAGCCAGCGUUGGCCCAUUGGGGUAACUUUUUCCCGCAGUCUGAUCCUGAAUUUGAAAGCAACCUGAAAAGCCAACAGUAACACAAUUGACGUUACCAUUGAAUUCUUUCUUUGGGGGCUGGGCGGAAAAGAUACUUGAAUGUAGCGCGGUGGUGUCGCUGUAGGAUUUAGUUAUUUAACACACAGCCCUUAAGAAAAUAGUGUGAUUGUUCUCGUGGAGGACCGCUUCAUUCCACCUCAGUUAUUCGAGUCUUAGUGGUGCAACGGCGAGGAUAUAUUCUGAUUCUCUGGAUGCAAUGGACCUGAUCUAUAGUGGUGCAAGUCAGCCUAUCCGUUUAUUGAGGACAUACUAGAAGUGAGAGACCUUUUCUUUGUUCACCCUGAUUAUAGGUUAAUAUGCUCCACGUGAAGAGUUGACAUGUGCAGACCAAUUGGCCAAACUUCAGAAAAUUCCGCCAACGAGAUGGCUUUCCUUCAUGACAUCUCUCCUGGCUUAGGCUAGCCUUACUGAAGGGGGGGGGGGGGGGGAAGGAAAAAAGGAAAUUCAAAGCGUCUUGUCGCUGACACUAAUUCUAUUUGAUUGGUGUUACCUUUGCUAGUGUUAGACUAAAUUAUUUGCUUGUUGAUUGAAGAAAUACAACAUGACAAUCAAUAAAAAUGUAUAUGAUAUAUCA